AUGCCAGAAAUAAAUGGUGUUUGGCUUAACCCCAUACCACAAGGCCGAGAAGAAAUAGCUUCAAUACAAAAAAAAGCUAAGCGGUAUUAUUUUGCACAAAGAACAGUAGAUUACAGUUCUAAAGGGGCAGUGCUCUUAUUGGCAGGUAUUGGUCUAUCUUGCCUUGUUUACUAUGGAUAUCAAGAAUAUUGUGGUAGUAUGUAUGAUAAAGAUAUAAAGAGAGUAAACCUUAGUGAUAGCUAUCUAGGAAAAGCACUAAUAAAUGUAGGAUUGAUAGAACAAGGCAUCAAAAACUAUGGUGAUUGGAAGUAUCUGGAUUAUCUCAUUAUAUCAAGCAUCUCAUUAAUUAUAUUUGUAUUUAGAGUAGAUCCUCACUUAUAUAAGUUACAGAAUUAUUUUAUUGAGAAAUGUAAUGAUUGUAUAAAUAUAAUCGAAGCUAGCAAUAAAUCGCAAGUUCCUGAUUAUGAGGAUAUGAAGUGCUAUGAUCAG
Paramuricea clavata is the source of this 489-nucleotide messenger RNA. NCBI's taxonomy places the organism in Eukaryota, Metazoa, Cnidaria, Anthozoa, Malacalcyonacea, Plexauridae. The record is from the annotation of a GenBank genome assembly.